This is a messenger RNA of Lineus longissimus, 3145 nucleotides long. RefSeq names its product U3 small nucleolar RNA-associated protein 25 homolog. Gene Ontology annotation, molecular function: U3 snoRNA binding; rRNA binding. The transcript has 14 exons. The coding region runs from base 255 to 2336 and encodes 693 amino acids. Gene Ontology annotation, biological process: maturation of SSU-rRNA from tricistronic rRNA transcript (SSU-rRNA, 5.8S rRNA, LSU-rRNA). Lineage: Eukaryota; Metazoa; Nemertea; Pilidiophora; Heteronemertea; Lineidae. The record is from RefSeq and is a predicted model, not a curated record. Gene Ontology annotation, cellular component: small-subunit processome; nucleolus.
UGGCACCUCGUCGCGGUCGAGGCAAGCGUGGGCAUGGUAGAAACAAUCAAAAGAGCAAGAAAAAGCAAAUCAAGCUUGAAUCAUUAUCGAACAAGUAUAAGAAACACUUAAAGAACUCUGGGGAAUCGCACCCUGUUGAAGCUAGUCAUAGAAAGGACAAACAGUUUAAGACGGUUAAGGAUCAAGAAGAGGAUAUCGUAUCGGAACAUGAUAGCUCAGAAAGUGAAGAAGAGCCAAGUGCAUAUGAGCUACUGAUGACCUCAAUACAGGAUCGUAAAGGAAAGGAUUUGCCAGACUCCGAUGAGAGUGAUGAGAAUGACGCUGAAGAUGAAGGUGAAGUAGAAGAUGAGGAUUUGGAAGAUGAUGAUCUUAUAGGAGAGGAAGCGGAGUCGGAUGAAGAGGAUGAAUUUGGAGAUGACAGCGAAGACGACCUGGAAGAUGGCAGUGAAGAGGAUAAUGAAUCCACUGAUGACGAGGAACCAGUCAGAAAGAAGCUGAAGAAGGACAGCAGCGACGCUGAGCCAUCACAGACAGGAAAGACGGAGGAUGAAGAUGAGGGUGCUGCAAGCAGCGGAGAAAGUGAUGUGGAGAAUAUUCUACUUCAAGAAGAGGAGGAAGUGGAUCUGUCAACAGAUCCUUUCCAUAUUCACUUUGAGAAGGAAAUCCCUGAAUGUUUAGCAGUGCAGCUUGCUGAUGGUUCGAAGCCAUGGCAAAAGGAGGAGAAGAAGUUUUCAAGUGUUGGGAAAUAUCUUCACUUAUAUUCCGAUGAGAAGUAUGUCUCGAAUUUCAAAGACAAGGAGCGAGAUGUCCGCAAGUUAGAUGUGAAGCCCAAGUUGUGCGAUCAUCUUAAAGAAGUUAACAGAGAUUGUGUUGCUGCACCCCUGAAAGAAUCUGGCUAUUUCUCCCCACUGCAGCAAGACCUCUUCUCAGUUCUGAAUAGUUAUCAGGACCUUUAUUACCCGGAGCAGACGUAUAAAAAUGCUGAAGAGAUCAGGUUGAUCUAUUGCCUCCAUGCUCUCAAUCAUGUCCUCAAAACACGCAGUCGGGUCAUCGCCCAUAGUGCCAAAAUCAAGUCAAAGAAAGACGACAUCCCUGAUGAUUAUCGAGACCAUGGUUUGACGCGACCCAAAGUGCUGAUUGUUGUGCCUUUCCGAGACUCUGCUCUGAAAAUAGUCAACCUGUUCUCCUCACUCUUGAUGAAGAAAGAAGAGGCUUUUGUCAGCAAUAGGAAACGAUUUGACGAUGCCUAUGGCGAGAAGGAUGCAGACGAUCGGAAAGCUGGGAAAAAGCCUGAUGAUUAUGAAGCCAUUUUCACAGGAAAUAUUGAUGAUCAUUUCCGAAUUGGUAUUGGAGUUGCCAAGAAGACGCUGAAGUUGUUCACUGAGUUCUACUCAUCGGACAUCAUCAUCACGUCUCCUCUAGGUUUGAGGACAAUCAUUGGUGUUGAAGGAGAGGAGAAGAGAGAUUUUGACUUCCUGUCUUCCAUAGAACUACUUAUCUUUGAUCAGACAGACAUCUUCCUCAUGCAGAACUGGGAUCACAUAACACAACUGAUGUCAUGUAUGCACUUGCAACCAAAAGAGGCUCAUGGUGUGGAUUUCUCGCGAGUACGGAUGUGGACGCUGAAUGGCUGGUCCAAAUAUUACCGCCAGACCCUCAUAUUCAGCAGCCUCGUCACUCCUGAGAUCAAUGCUUUGUUCAACAAGCAUUCACAGAAUUAUGCAGGCAAAGUGAUGGUGAUGAAACCACCAACGCCAGGAACGAUCUGUCAGAUUGUGACAUUGUUACCACAGGUAUUUCAGAGAGUUCAUGCUGAGAGUUACAGCCAACUUGCCGAUGCUCGGUUCCAGUAUUUCAUCCAGAAGGUGCUACCCCAAUACAAGGAUGCUGUCAUGUCUCAGACGAUGGUCUUCAUCCCCUCCUACUUCGACUAUGUCCGACUGAGGAAUUACUUCAAGAAAGAAGAGAUGGAUGCUGCAUUCAUAUGCGAGUACACGAAGGAUAAAUCCAUAUCACGUUCAAGAAAUCACUUCUUUCAUGGCAAAGUCCACUUUCUUCUCUACACUGAAAGGAUACACUUCUAUAGAAGGUACAAAAUCCGUGGAAUUCGACAUAUCAUCUUCUAUGAACUGCCGGCCUACCCUCACUUCUACAGUGAGAUCUGCAACAUGCUGAUAGAUGCUAAGAAAGACGAAAGCCAGGAGAAUAAGACGUGUUCUGUGAUAUACUCGAGAUAUGACGCCCAACGGUUGUCAGCUGUUGUCGGGACUGAACGAGCUUCCUAUAUGGUGAAUGCGGAAAAGGCUGUUCAUAUGUUUGUGACAGGAGACUCGUGAUAACUCUAUGCUAGAGCUGUGAUCUUGGAAUUCGGUGCAAGUUGGAAUUGUGAGCGUGUUCAGUUCAAUAUUUACCCAUUCACUGCAGUCACCCAGUACGAUGACAUAUGGCCUCCUCUUGGGCUGAUAUUGACAAUGAAUGAAACUGAAAGUGAGGACAAGGGGAAAUACAAGUUUAUGAGAUAGCAAUAGUGACUGAUUGAUAAAUAUGAGCCACAGCUUCUGAAAUAUCAAUACAUGUACAUGUAUGUCUUUUAAAACUGUGUUUUGGUACUAUCUGUACAUGUCAGCUUUAGUCUUAAUGUUAGGAUUGUUCAACUAUAUGCUUCAAUGUAUCAGAUGAAUUUGUUAAAGUGUCUGCUUGCGACUCGUGCUUGGCGAAUGUUCUAAUGAAUAGUUUAAUUAGUAUCUUUCACCGCGACAGUUGAGACUGGUACUGUCAGUAGUUAACGACUCCAUUCUCUACAGUGGAUUGUUUCAAGGGUGUUUAUGUAAAGAGAUGAGGCUUGGGCUUGAAGUCAAAUGCUGGUAGGUAUACAAUCGGCGGAACUGAAGAUAAUACACGUUGAAGUGCCUUAGUGCAUGUUCCUUACAUAAAAUGUCCUUAAUGAUUGAUGGCAUUUUCCUCGAGAUUGUAUCCAUUUUAAACUUCGACUCCACACUAUAAUGAUCUUCAUUCACGUUGCUGAUAGAUUCUGACGGAUUUCAUUGUAUUGUUGGCGCUUAGUCCUCUGAAAUCCAAAUGCGUGUACAUUUACAUGUAUUUUCUUGUGUUCAUUUCAAUAAAUGCUUUUAGAUUUAUUCACUUA